Capsella rubella is the source of this 886-nucleotide messenger RNA. RefSeq names its product high mobility group B protein 7. NCBI's taxonomy places the organism in Eukaryota, Viridiplantae, Streptophyta, Magnoliopsida, Brassicales, Brassicaceae. The transcript has 7 exons. The record is from RefSeq and is a predicted model, not a curated record. Bases 43 to 606 code for a protein of 187 amino acids.
UUUGGCUCUGUCAGAAAUAGAAAAAUUCCUAGAUGAGCAUUUAUGGCGAUUAGACCGAGAACUCGUAAAAGGGUUCAAGCUGUUCGUCGUGCUGCUGAUGGAAGCGCUUUUGAGAAAUGUGAAGAAUGUGGUGUUAUGAUAGCGAUUGCUCUGUUUGAUAUGCACGAGUGCGGAGAGAAAAGAAAGGAAGUGAAGAGAUUCAAGUACAUUGCCAGUGGCAAAGUCGAUAAUAUCUCGAAACCAUUUGGGAGCAUUGAAGAUGAGCCCAGAUCACCGUUUGUCUUCUUCUUAGAGGAUUUUAGGGAGAAGUACAAUGGAAAUUUGGUGGAUGCUAGCAGAAUAUGUUUCAAUGUGUGGAAGUACAUGUCACCAGAGGAACAAAAGCCCUUCAACUCCCGUGCUAUGGAGGUUGAUUUGGCCCACAGCAGAAAGUUAAACCAAGAAGCUAAAACUAUCUACAAGGCAGAUGAGGAGGCAGAUUCGAAAACUGUUGGGAGAUAUGACAAGUUUUAUGAGAGCUACGAUCAUCAUGAAGAGGAGUACUAUGAUUCAUCUGAUCAUUUCGCACAUGAGUUUUGGGAAGAAGAUACUCUGCUCGACUACUGAGGAUCCCGAUUCAGUGGGGAAGGUUUUGGCUUUUUGGUUGUGUACAGGUUUAGAGAUUCUUUUGGGGAUUUAUGUAAAUAUAGUGAAAGACUAUGGAGGCUGCUGAUCAUAAUUCCUUCAUCUGUGCCUUUUAGAGGUGUACUUACUUGUUUUUUUUUUUUGGGUUAGCACUCUUUUCCCCUCGUCUUCUUUAAUGGAAAUGCCGGUUUCCUUAAUAAACACAUUAUACUAAAACGAUAUUACCUUUGCUUAUUCUGAAAUCAAUUUAGGAUUUUCUAUA